Molecule: messenger RNA, 555 nt
Organism: Sitophilus oryzae (rice weevil)
Lineage: Eukaryota; Metazoa; Arthropoda; Insecta; Coleoptera; Curculionidae
Exons: 2
Coding region: 112-507 (131 amino acids)
Molecular function (GO): odorant binding
Source: RefSeq, a predicted model, not a curated record
AAGUAGCUUUAUCAGAAAGGUUUUUAAUAUAUAUAAGAAACCACUAGCCAUUAAUCAGUUAUUCAAUUCUCAGUUAUUCAUAGUGGUGUGAUCAAUAAUAAUAUUUUGAAAAUGAAAGUUCUAAUUUUGGCUCUGUUGCUGGCCGUGGCUCUGGCUAAUACUUACAAAGACGACUGGAUCAAGGUGCAUCGAGAAUGCCAGAGCGAUCAAGUCACUCACGUUCCAGAAGAAAUAUUUGAAAAGUUGAGGAAAAAGGAAAAAGUCGACUUUCCAGAUAAUUUCUCACUUCACGCUUUCUGUAUGCUAAAGAAACUCGACAUUCAAGACGACCAGGGUAACCCAGAAAAAGCCACCAUCAAAAAAGCCGUACAGAGAACAAUCUCUGACUCCGCUAAAGUCGAAGAAAUCGUAAAUCAUUGUUCUGUGGCUAAGGAAACCAAAGAAAAGACAGCUUUAGCUAUAUUUAAAUGUUUUGGUAAAAAUAAUAUUGAUAUUGGACAACUGUGAGGCAUCCAAUUAAUUGCAAAAGUUAUAUAAAUAAACAAUAAUUUUAAA